This is a messenger RNA of Raphanus sativus (radish), 710 nucleotides long. Its product is annotated as universal stress protein PHOS34-like. NCBI's taxonomy places the organism in Eukaryota, Viridiplantae, Streptophyta, Magnoliopsida, Brassicales, Brassicaceae. The transcript is spliced from 4 exons. The record is from RefSeq and is a predicted model, not a curated record. The coding region runs from base 83 to 571 and encodes 162 amino acids.
UCUAUCUCUAAAAACUAAUCUCAAGUUUUUUUUUUUUUUGAAACUAAACUAAUCUCAAGUUUGAUCAAGAAAUUCAAUAAAGAUGCCUAAAGAUAGGAAGAUCGGAAUCGCGAUGGACUUCUCGGAGAGCAGCAAGAAUGCACUGAAAUGGGCAUUUGAGAACUUAGCUGAUAAAGGAGACACACUUUACAUCAUCCACACGUUAUCAACCUCUGACGUUGACUCUCAUAACUCUGCCUGGCUCGAAUCCGGUUCUCCUCUCAUACCGUUGGUGGAGUUUAGGGAACCGGAGAUCAUGGAGAAAUAUGGUGUCAAGAUUGAUAUCCCAGUUCUUGACAUGCUUGACACUUGUUCAAGGCAGAAAGAGGUGCAUGUAGUGACGAAAUUAUACUGGGGAGAUGCAAGAGAGGCGCUGGUCGAUGCUGUUGAAGAUCUCAAACUUGAUUCUAUUGUCAUGGGAAGCAGAGGACUCAGUGCUCUUCGAAGGAUAAUAAUGGGAAGCGUGAGCAGCUUCGUGAUUCAGCAUGCUCCUUGCCCUGUCACCGUUGUCAAGGAUAACAUCUCCCACUAAAUUAUGAUGUCUUUAUCUCAUAUGUUUUUACCAAAACCAUCAUCGCUGCUUAUGCUUUUAAUUAAAGAAUAAAGGAUCCUUUUAUCACGGUUGUAUUUUGUUUUUCUAUUCGAAUUCAUAUGAAUACGUUAUUACUUCA